GGUACCUACCGAUAGGAAAAUGGCGGUUGUUGUCUUGGGAAAUUUAGUAGAUGAAAUUAAUUUUCCAAAAGUGUGACUAAAUAAUGUAAUUGGUUAUUUUCUGGAAAUUUAAAUCAAUUUAUCAAAGUUAUCUUUAAAAAAAUCAGUUUAUAUUACUACGAAAAAUGGUGUAUUUCCUCAAACUGAAAUAACGCGGUAGCAACCGCGUUUCUUGCAAACAAUCUCUCGGUAUGCUCUCGGUGAUUUAUUUGUGCAUUUCACCGAUAAGACAACUUGUGUUUUGUUAAAUUGAGGAUUUGGUUCUUAAAAAAUGUUAUAAAGUUGUAUACAUUUGCGAUUGGAGUGGUGAAAAUAGUGUAUUUUUGGAAUAGUGGUUAGUUUGACAACAAUGGGUGAAACAGAGGAAUUUAACACCCUAGCAUUCGAAAAAAAGCUGACUCAGCUAAAGGAUACUCAGGAGAGUAUCCAGGGUUUGUCGUCGUGGUGCCUGAAGCAGCGAGCUCAUCAUAAGAAGAUAGUUUCGAGUUGGCUGAACGUGCUCAAGAGGGUUAAGGUGGAACAGCGAUUAGUGCUCUUCUAUUUAGCCAAUGAUGUGAUACAGUAUAGUAAAAGGAAGAACUACGACUUUGUAGAGAGCUGGGGGCUCAAUUUACAGAAAGCAACACCCCUUGUGAGAGAUGAUAAGGUUAGAACAAAAAUAUUGCGUAUAUUCAAAAUCUGGGAGCAGAGAGCCGUGUAUGAUGAGGAGUUCCUCUCUGACCUAACUGGUUUGCUCAGUGCCGGUGCUUUGAAGAAGACUGAUGAUGAAUCAGUAGACUUUCAGCCACAACAAUUAGUAAAUAAAAUUAAACAAUGCACUGUGCUUGAAGCUGACACAGAUUUAAGACUGAAAUACAUACAUGACAGUCAUCUUCAGCUGUCUGAUGCUGACGCCCUAUGUGCCAGUCUGAAAGAGAAAACUAACAAAGAGGAAGUUGAAAAGGAGUUGAACGAGGGAAUAGCGUGUGUAGAGAAGUACACACAGGCUCUGCAAAGGGAGAUUGUUGCUAGGGAAGCAUUGCUGGCGUUGUUGAGUUCUGCAGAUCAGUAUUACCAGACGCAGAGAGGGGAGGUCAAAGUUGUUGCUUAUGCAUACAAAAACUUCGGCGCCCGCGUGCGCGCAUUAAAGCGUAAACUAGAUGAACUGAUGCCGACGCUGCCGCGCGCGGCUCCGUCCCCGCCGCAGCGCGACGAGGACGUCCCUUCCCCCGGGCCCGACGAGGAUAUUGACCUGCCACACAAUGACAACAACGAAGCCGAUGAUGAUAUCUCAUACAACAUAGACCGCACAUUCAACUCAUCGAUAGCAGCGGACGGCUCUCUCUACAACCUGGGUUUGUCAUCGUUCCUCACCUCAGACAAUCCUCUGUCGCUGUUCAAUGAGGCUAAGGACUCUAACAAUACCAGCGCAAACAAAAUAGAAGUGAUAAACUCGAGGCCCUCAGAGAAGCAAGACUUUAACAUAAAUGACUUCCUAAAGGCUUUAAUACCCAGUGAAAGUAAUCCGGCGAAUUCAGAUAAUAAUUUAGCAGCGGACGAGGACGCGACGCCGCGGCAGCGCGCGGCCGCGCGGCGCUGCUUCUACGGCUCCGCGCUCGACGGCGCCGAUGAACCAGACGCUCCAUACCAUCCAGAACAAACAAGCACUCCAUACCAACCGGAACAACCCAGCAAUCCUCAAUGGAACAGCAACACAUGGAUACCGCCAAUAACGGCGCCCCCGCCGGUGCCCCCACCCGUCUUCCCGCUGCCCCCUCGCUUCGCGGACACGCCCGAGUCUCCGCCACACAGCGCCCUGCCGACUAAUAUUGUCACACCUGUCACGUAUCCACAGAAGUUGCCGCCAGCGUCGGACGUGGACCAACGAGGGCUCCUGCCCCCGCCGCCGCCCCCGCCCGUACUCCCUCUUUUAGGACCGGCCCAAUCGUGCCCAGCCUUGGAGAAACUGCCAAUGACGUUUGCAGAGCUGUCGGACGUGGACCAGCGGUUCCUGCCCGCGCCCCCCUCCGCGCCCGCACAAGACGUGGACCAUCGGAAUCUAAUAUCGCUGACGCACCAACCGUCGCCGCGGCCGACCAAUCCGGCGCCCAGGCCCGUCGGGCCCCCAAUCAAUCUAGAUCAAGACUACAGAGUGCCGCCGAUGGUGACGCCCAGCGACAUUGUGGAGAGCAUCGACAUGGAUCUCUCCGAGGAUGAAGACCAGCAGGGUAUGUAUUCAAAUCAAAACGAACACCGACGCAACAGUUUCAAUAACAACAAAGUGUUGGUCGGCGGGGACAAUGGAACAACAAACCACAAGGAGUCCAACAACCUCAGACGACCCAACAACGAUUAUGAAGAGAAACUAACACCAACAACACCCGUUCAACCGUUAUCUAACCCAUUUGACAACAUGCCACCGGGGUUGAAAUUCAACAUGCCUUUCCCGGAGCCAGAGUUGGACAAUGAGGAGGCCUACGAUGAAGAUUUGAGAAGCAGAGGUCUAGAAAAGAGUCCGGUCAGAGAGAACUCCCCACCUGAGUUUGAGGACUUUGACAAUUACCAAAAUCGAAGCCCUAGGCCGUUCAUGAAUCAACGGUUCCCAAGGAAUUGGGGCCCAAGGACUUUCAGGCCUUCAGGUUUCGGACCACAACCGUUUUGGCCCAGGUCCAACGUUAUCAUGAGGCCUCCAAACAGAUGGCCCGGGCCUAGACAGCCGAGGUUUUAUUGAUCUGUGAUAGUGGAGUGGAUAAAGUGUUUAAAAACAUAUAUGGUUUUGAAGCAGCUAUGUGAUGUUAUCUAUGCAGUGAAGACUUCGGCCCGUCAUUUUGUGUACAUACGGAAUAGAUUGACAUGUCAGAAUGUGAGUCAAGUUGACAUACUUAUUUCAGUUUCGGCUGUUUUACGUGCCGAAAAAUCUGUGUUGUAACAUAGUGUGUUCAAGCAGUUCUCAAAUGUUUUAUACUGUUAUCAAUAAGCGUUGUCACUAAUUUAACACGGUAUUAUUUAGACUGGUGAAGAUUUAUCAGCAAAAAAGUAUAAGUCUAAAACUUAAAGGUUGAAUAAAAAAAAUUAAGUGACAAAAUUCGAUUCCGUCUUCUUGUUGAAAAAUGUUAUAGUUUAUUUUCAUUUGACCUUGCCUGAUUUUUAUUUUAAAAAUAUAUCUUUUACUCAUAUACUGUGCGAGUGGGAUGACAAUAUCAUAAAGUAUAAUAUGUUUUCUCAAUCAAUAUCUAUUGUUACAAUGUAUAAGCUACGAAGAGGUCUAAUUGAAUUUCAUAGAAAAAGUGAUUUAUGUAUGUCAACAAAUUAUGUGCAAAUUGACUCUGAAAUGUAUUUGUUAUGUAUGUAUAGAUUGUUUUGUGUGUACGAUGUAUAGUAUAGAUAGAGUUUUAUUCAUCUUUGAGUUUAUAUCGUGUUGAAUACGCAUACUUGUAUGGUGUAACAUACAUUUGUACAUACAACUUUUUUCUUCUAGUCUAUAGACAUAUAACUGACUAUUUUAAUUUGUUAUUGAUUGGAAUAUACGAUCGGAAAUGAGUGAAAUCAAAUAUAGUUUACGGCGCCAUUUUAAAUAUCAAGCUUUUCGUCCAAUUAUUGCUAUCUCUUGUUAAAUGAUAAGAUAAAAGAGAUAGCAAUAUUAUCCGAAUGGCGCCUUUAUACGUAAAUUUGGUGCCUGUGUGUUAGGUAUUUUUAGUCUCGGAAGCAGGCUUUGUGUUGAAAAAGUUAAUACGGACACAAUGGAUAAAUAUGUACUAGAUUGAGUAUUUAAGUGUGAAUAUGUGUCAAUUAUUUUAUGGUAAAUAAUAUAACUUUGGGAAGAGAUAUAAAUUGACUAGUUUUGACUUACAGGGUACAGAAAUUAAAUGAUAAAACUGGGUGGUUAUCGACCAAUCUUGACCAUUGUGAUUGGUAUUGCAAUCGCAAAAAAAAUUUGUUCGUCAAAUGUAACGGACAUUUAUUCAUUUUCUUUACCAUUUACUUCGAUCUACAUACGCGACAGCGCUUUAUUUGCUCACAUUUUUAUAUUAUUUACCACUAAGUACAAUCCACUGCAUAUCAAGUUUACAUCUAUGCCAUGGUAGGUAAUAGAGGCGAAUUUACAAUGAUUUUGGACAGGUUGAUGUGAUGUUGAAUGUACUAGAGUUUUAUCGUCUAAAAGCUGCCUGUAUGUAAUUUGUAAAGAUUAUGUAAAUAAUAGAUAUAACGUGUUAAAAUAGUCAGUAUGUAAAAUAUGAGUAUGGGAACUCGCUGUGUCUUCAGUUUGGCGAAACUAAAUAAAUAUAUAGGUUUGCUUCUUGCUUAUUCAAAUAAAGCUUAAUAAUAA
Messenger RNA from Plodia interpunctella (Indianmeal moth), 4345 nucleotides. RefSeq lists its product as uncharacterized. Gene Ontology annotation, biological process: mRNA 3'-end processing. NCBI's taxonomy places the organism in Eukaryota, Metazoa, Arthropoda, Insecta, Lepidoptera, Pyralidae. The transcript is spliced from 16 exons. Gene Ontology annotation, molecular function: RNA polymerase II complex binding. The record is from RefSeq and is a predicted model, not a curated record. The coding region runs from base 389 to 2749 and encodes 786 amino acids.